AACAUAAUUUUAAAGAAUUUCGCUCAUUGUUCAAUAUAUUACUCAACAUACGAGAAAAAAAAUCAAUCGAUUUGAAUGGAAACAAUUUUUGUACUUGGUAAUACUUAAUUACGCAGCGACGAAAAACUUAAACUUAAACUUGUCAAAUUGGUAAAUAAACAAAUCGUUCAAUUUUGUUUACUGACGGAUACUGAAUUGAACAAUGUUGUGAAAUUCAGAAAAAAUGUCGUCAACAGAAGAAUCAAGUGCUGUUGAUCCAGAGAAUUGCUUCAAAAUUCUUCUGGCAUCUGAUAUUCAUCUGGGAUAUAAAGAAAAUGACGAAUUUGUCGGUAACGACAGUUUCAAUACAUUCCAUGAAAUUUUGCGUUAUGCCCAGGCAGAAAGAGUCGAUUUUAUAUUGCUUGGUGGAAAUUUAUUCCACACAACAGAUCCAUCGAAAGAGACGUUACACAAAUGCAUGGAACUAUUGAAAGAAUAUGCUUUGGGUGAUGCACCAAUUGGUUUUGAGGCACUCAGUGAACACGAAUUGAAUUUUGAUAAUCCCAAUAUAAAUGUGUCCAUUCCAAUUUUUUCCAUUCAUGGGAAACUUGACGAUCCAAGUGGUUAUUGUGGAUUGAGCUCAAUGGAUGUGCUACAAACUUCGGGACUAUUAAAUUAUUUUGGAAAAAAUGUGAGUGUAGAAGAGGUGAAUAUUCAUCCGAUAUUAUUGAGAAAAGGAACGACACAAGUGGCUUUAUACGGCCUCGGCCACAUUGAUGACUUCCGACUGGAGAGUUUGAUUCACAACAUGAAGUUGAUAUUGCAUGAGCCUGAUGAAACAUCUGGGAAUUGGUUCAAUAUAAUAGUGUUAAAUCAAAAUCGUAUCGAUCGAGGUCGCAAAAAUUUUAUACCACAACAAAGUCUACCCAGCUCCUUGGAUUUUGUCCUUUGGGGCGGUGAGUCGGAAUGCAGAAUUCAACCAGAACCCAUCAAUAUAGACAUGCAUGAGAGGUUCUACGUGUCACAGCCGGGUUCUACGGUUGUAACAUCAAUGUCAGAAGGCGAAUCCGUUGAGAAGCAAAUUGCUAUACUUUAUGUGAGUGAAAAUAAAUUCAUGUGUCAACCAGUUAAAUUGGAAACGGUGCGACCGUUUGUCUAUAAGAGUAUCAAUUUGCAAGACUAUGGUGACGAAUUGGAUUGGAAUGUGGGUGAGGCUAAAACAAAGAUUGACGAAUUAUUAGAUAGAAACAUCAACGAAUUGAUUAAGCAAGCUAAAGGUAAACAAACCAAUAAUGCAACACAACCUAAGCUACCCUUGAUUCAUCUACGAGUUUCAUAUCAAAACGAAGAUAAUGCCAUCAACAAAAUUCGUUUUGGCCAACGAUAUAUUCAACGGGUGGCAAAUCCAUUUGAAAUGAUAUCAAUGAAUCGUUAUUGGAGUCGAGUGAAAAGAGAAAGAGGGUCUAUUGAUGAAGAUGCCAUGAACAAUGCAUUCAACCAGAAUGCAAGUGACGAAGAAAAUGAUUAUCGUUUGCAAGACACUCUUGACCGGUAUUUCAAUGAUCCAAGCAAUUUUGGACGACUCAAAGUCUUAUUUCCAAACGCCCUGUCGGACAUGUGCCGCCAACUGGGGAAGAAGAAGAGCGAUGAAGAUGCUGUCGAAAGAACUAUGACCGCAACAAUCAAUAGAGCCAUGGAUUUUUUGUGUGAAAAGAUGCCGGAGGCUGAUGAAGCUGAUAUCAUCGAAGCGCUAAGUGAAUACCAUCAACAAUCAACCGGUGAUCAAUUAUUCAGAGAGAUACAGGAACAGCUGGCCAGUCGACAUUUGAAUUUGAGCGAAAGUGAUGAAAAUCAGUCGAAUGACGACGAAAAUCCACCCAAUGCAAGAGACAAACAAAAGGCUGUACGUGGAACAUCAGGAAGAGGUAGAGGCAGAGGAAGGGGAAGAGCACAAGCCACAGCAAAAGAACCAGUAAAGGGACAAUCAAAAGGCAGAGGUAGAGGCAGGGGAAGAGGUGCAACUCGUGGAAACCAUUGUGCAUCACCUGAGCCAUCCACAAGCAACGGCUUCAAUGCUUCGACCAAACAAAGUAAACAAUCAUCAGCCAACCUAUCGAAUCCGCGCAAAAGUACGCGUUCAAAGAAACAAAUUGUUUAUGACGAAGAAGAUUCGGAUUAAAUACCUCAAAAAUAGUCAGACGCAAAUUGCAAUUUUGAUAUUUUAUUCUUAUAUAUAUUUGAUCUAGAUUUUUAUAUUUUAUUUAUACAAAUUGCCAUUGUAAUAAAAAUCAUUUAUUUUCGAUAUAUUUCAAAUAAAUAAAA
Molecule: messenger RNA, 2301 nt
Organism: Sitodiplosis mosellana (orange wheat blossom midge)
Lineage: Eukaryota; Metazoa; Arthropoda; Insecta; Diptera; Cecidomyiidae
Product: double-strand break repair protein MRE11-like
Exons: 9
Coding region: 224-2158 (644 amino acids)
Biological process (GO): double-strand break repair via nonhomologous end joining; mitochondrial double-strand break repair via homologous recombination; meiotic DNA double-strand break formation
Cellular component (GO): nucleus; Mre11 complex
Molecular function (GO): 3'-5'-DNA exonuclease activity; manganese ion binding; DNA endonuclease activity
Source: RefSeq, a predicted model, not a curated record